Molecule: messenger RNA, 428 nt
Organism: Neolamprologus brichardi
Lineage: Eukaryota; Metazoa; Chordata; Actinopteri; Cichliformes; Cichlidae
Source: RefSeq, a predicted model, not a curated record
AUGACACAGUCAUCCUUCCUUCUAUUGAUCCACUUCCUUUUCUCUAACAUAACCCAAAAGGAUGGAAAGGAGCCUCCAGGACCCACACCACUUCCCGUGUUUGGGAACUUCCUGCAGCUGUACCUGAAGAAAAUGGAUGUCACGUUACUAGAACUAUCCAAACAAUUUGGAUCUAUUUUCACCAUCUAUCUGGGGACCAAAAAAGUGGUGGUCCUGGUAGGAUACAACGCAGUAAAGGAGGCACUUGUUGACUAUGCUGAAGUGUUUGGAGAAAGGGAUCCAACACCAAUUCUCGAUGAGCAUUUUCAAGGACAUGGUGUUGUAUGGGCUAAUGAUGACACAUGGAAAGAGAUGAGGCGCUUUUCAAUAAAGAACCUGAAGGACUUUGGAAUGGGAAAAAAAGAAUUUGAGGACAAAAUCAUUGAGGA